AUGCACAACGAGAACGUGUUGGAGGGCGUACCUCCGAAAGGGAACGCGCCCCAAGAUCCCAUCAGGCGUUCGGACGAACCUGCGCCGCCAGCGAUAGGCUCGAAUGAGCGUCUCAGCUACUCGCAGGACGGUUAUACAGAGAAAAAGGCAAUUCCGGAAUCACACCCCGUGGAUAACAGCAGCGAGCCAAGUGGACAGGAUGUCGAGGCAGGAGGACGAAAGGCCGCGUUCAAAGCGUCGGCUCGCCGGUUCUGGAAAUCGAAUGGCAAGCAUUUUUGGUUUGCUGUGAUCUGGCUUCUGUUCACCGGUACAGCCAGCCGAUUCGUCGCUAUGAUUCCUGAGCGUUUCCGGAUUCCACUUGGUGCUCUAGUGACUAUCGCUACCAUCUUGGUCGGCUCUUUUGCGUCUGCGGAGGCCCCGGGCAACAGCCGGGCUGACCGUGCAGUCAGCUUGUUUGGUCUCGUGGUUUGCAUCUUUGCCCUUUGGUGCAGCUCCAGAAACCGGAGGGCGAUCAACUGGCACACUGUUGUCGUGGGCAUGCUCGUGCAAUUCAUCGUUGCGCUUUUCGUGCUCCGUACAAAGGCAGGUUACGAUAUCUUUGACUUCAUCUCCAUGUUGGCUAGAGAGCUUUUGGGUUUCGCCCAGGAGGGAGUCGACUUUCUAACCGCAACCGACUUUGACUCUACCCACCCCUAUUUCCUGGUCACCGUCAUUCCAGCCAUCAUCUUCUUCGUCUCUCUCGUCCAGCUCCUCUACUACACUGGCGUCCUGCAGUGGGCCAUCCGCAAACUCGCCGUCUUCUUCUUCUGGUCGAUGCGCGUCUCCGGAGCCGAGGCCGUGGUAGCAGCCGCCUCACCCUUCAUCGGUCAGGGAGAGUCCGCCAUGUUGAUCAAGCCCUUCAUCGCCCACUGCACCAUGGCUGAAAUCCACCAGAUCAUGUGCUCUGGAUACGCCACCAUCGCAGGUUCCGUCCUGGUCUCCUACCUUUCCAUGGGCGUUAACGCGCAGGCCCUCAUCUCCUCCUGCGUGAUGAGUAUCCCUGCAUCGCUCGCAUGCUCUAAGCUGCGCUGGCCAGAGGAGGAGGAAACCCUCACGGCCGGCCGCGUCAUCAUUCCAGAGGAACAAGAGGACAAGCCAGCCAACCUCCUCGACGCCUUCUCCAAGGGCGCCUGGCUCGGUAUCAAAAUUGCCGGCAUGAUUGCAGCCACCCUUCUCUGCAUCAUCUCCCUCAUCGGUCUCAUCGAUGGUCUCCUCACCUGGUGGGGCCGGUACCUCAACAUCAAUGACCCAACCCUAACCCUCGACCUGAUCGUCGGCUACAUCUGUUACCCCAUCGCCUUCCUCCUCGGCGUCAGCCGUGACGGCGACCUCCUGAAGGUCGGCAAACUCAUCGGCCUGAAGCUCGUUGCUAACGAAUUCGUCGCCUACUCCGCCCUGCAAAGCGAAGAGGAAUACAAGGACCUCUCCAACCGCUCCCGCCUGAUCGCCACCUACGCGCUCGCCGGUUUCGCUAACAUCGGCUCCCUGGGUAACCAGAUCGGUGUGCUGGCGCAGCUGGCUCCAAGCCGUGGCGGUGAUGUCUCGCGCGUCGCCGUCAGCGCCAUGCUCACGGGUGCAAUCAGUACCUUCACGUCUGCAGCGAUUGCGGGACUGCUGAUCCAGAACGAGGAGCAGUUCAUCACGACGUCCACUGCGUAA
Messenger RNA from Aspergillus mulundensis, 1698 nucleotides. RefSeq names its product NupC/NupG family nucleoside CNT transporter. Bases 1 to 1698 code for a protein of 565 amino acids. Lineage: Eukaryota; Fungi; Ascomycota; Eurotiomycetes; Eurotiales; Aspergillaceae. Gene Ontology annotation, biological process: nucleoside transmembrane transport. Gene Ontology annotation, molecular function: symporter activity; nucleoside transmembrane transporter activity. The transcript has 3 exons. Gene Ontology annotation, cellular component: membrane. The record is from RefSeq and is a predicted model, not a curated record.